This is a messenger RNA of Coregonus sp. 'balchen', 43208 nucleotides long. NCBI's taxonomy places the organism in Eukaryota, Metazoa, Chordata, Actinopteri, Salmoniformes, Salmonidae. The record is from the annotation of a GenBank genome assembly.
CACCAGGGAGCUCUAAAGGAGCCGGCAGGCCUGGGUCCUGUAAAUUACCCAGAAGAGAAGGGGACUGGGUCAGAGGUAAAUGGGGGCCAAGUCAGAGCAGAUUGCAUAGCUUCCCCCAACCCUCCCCACCCGAAAAGGAAAAUAGACUUUAGGGAUGAGGGUGCCAGUCGAGGCAUUACUGACACUGUGCCGGGUACUGGGUGCCCAUCUGCCACUCUCUACGCUUUACACCAAAAAAUCCUUCCCUUUUGUCCCUUCUGAACCCAGCCUUAUAGCCGUGCUAGAGAAAUCCUCUCUAUGUCCCCCAUGUCCUCAUUAUAUGCACAGGGCUCUAAGUCCACGGCUGGUUUUACCCUCCGAGAGCUGCAGGCACGAGAGAGUGGAGUGACAGUAAAGCUAUACACAGCCAUGACAUAUCUUAUUGCCUAUCGUAUGGGACCAGAGGGAGAAAACAGAGCAUCUCUCAAUUGAGCUUAAAUGCGCACAUCGUUCCCUAGUGAAAGAAAGCCUUCCUUUGUAAAAGUUUCUGCAAAUUUUUUUAUGGAAACUUUUGAAAGUUUUGCUCUGAAUGGCUAAGAAUAAUCAGUCCAAGGUGGCAUAUUUAAGAAACAACAGAUAAAAAAUAAAUAAAUAAGUCAAUAGAGCUUUCUUUCUCCGACAGAGACAUAGCCACCGCGAUACAUCCUAACACUGCAGACAGCAGGUAGGACUGGGCUGACAGCAAUGAAUAUCUAUAAAACCAUAUGCUAAACACAAAUACACUCCUGCACUCACAAGCUCUCACACACAUACAUAGUAUGUGUGCAUGCUGCAUUUUCAACAGUGUUUGGUUUGAUUAAUGGGCUUCCUAACUAAGGAACUUGUUCAAAGUGACACAAGCUUUUGUCUGUGUGUGUCAUCCUCUUCCUCUUCCUGACAGUCACCAGAGUUGAAGGAGCCCCUCAUCCCCUUCCUUCUGCUCCUUGUUCCUGUUUGGUUAGCAGUGGGACAACUCGAUAAGAGCUGACAGCACAGUAAUGAUGAAUGCAAAUGAAAGGGACGGGGGGUAAAUGCAAAUGCUGAAAGCACAAUGGAAAAGUGAUUAAAAAGCAUUUCAGUGUCUUUUAUCUCCUGGUACUGCUUGUCCCGGGAAAGGAAUUUCAAAGGAGCAGUCUUAGGUCUUGGAGCCUCUUGCCAGCACUUAUUUCAACGUGUCUCUUACCCCCUAGAGAGGACUUAGCUUUGAUAGUUUUUUAGGCUGCCUUCCAUCUUCUGCCUUCAAUCGUAUCCCUUCCAAGUGGGCGACUUCUCAAACUUCUGUAAGCCAGCAGUUUGGCAAAGUCGUCUCCUGUCAUUGACUCACUUAGCCCCACUCUAUCUACGCUACAUUGUGCUUUUGCACUGAGAGAGUGACUGUCAGUGUGGAGGCGGACUGCAGUAUAUGAGUUUUCUUAGAUCUCAAGUGAAUAGUAGGUGCCAUGUGAAGAGCUAGUGUCAGUUAUUAGAAAAUUGAUUUUGUUGUUUGUUGAUCGGUUACAAUAGUCAAUUCCCUGUAACAUGAACUCCUGUCUAUGCUUCAUUGUCUGCUAUAGUGAUGCUCUCACCAUCUAAGCAUCUCCCCCACACACAGUGCUGUGAGAGUAAAUUUAUUUCUAUAGAGAGAUUCAGACAUUGGAAUAUGAGUCACAGAAAAAUGCCUUCCCUUUGACUCAAUGUGUUAGCGACGUUAUUUCUGAAUCUGCAUGAAAGACAUUUCUAUUUUCUGUAUGCCUUACCUCGUUUUUGUGUCAGAGGAAGGUCUGACACCAAAUGCAAGUGUUACGUUGUGUCAUUUUGCUAAAUUAAUAAUGGAUGCAGCCUUUCUUUUGGGGUCGAAAGUGUUUUCAUUCCGGUGGGUUGUUCCCACUGAAAGUUCAUCAUUACAUUAACAUCACACAUUGUCUUCACAUGUCUCACUCCUCCCUCUGUUCCUUUCCAUGGCUUCAUGGUGGAGUUAUAUUUAAAUCUGCAAGCACAGCUCAAUGUUCCUAUUGCAGUUUGUUCUGUAGACCAGCAGUAGAGGCAUGGUCUUGGGUGCAGGUGGAAUGAAGCGCCUCCCCUCCAUUUAGAGUUCACCUUUAGAUCUCUCAAAUCACCUGCAAAUCUCUCUGUGACAUACAUGCAUGAUGUAUUAGCAAGUAUGAGUAAUAUGCAUGUAUCCAUAUGAAAUAUUCAGAGGAAUUUAAAAGAACUCAUGUUUCCAAGUCUGCAAUAAUAGCUUGCAUUUUAGCAUCAAUUGCCACGUACAGGGGUAUGUUACUUAAAUUAGAUUAUAUGGAAACUUGGGACAUGCUAUGGGAUGGGGAGACAAAAUGAUGAUCCACUCAAAAAUCAGUGUCAGCCAUAGAUCAUGUUUAAUCACAUAAUGAUACAAUAUUCAGGCUGCUACUUGGAGUCAGAACGCCCUAUACUCUGAUAAGUAGAUUAUCACCAUCAAUGACAGAGAGCUGUUGAGGUUGAUUUGUCAUGAAGGUAAUCUGUCUGUGAUUUUGAUCAAGCCACAUUGGACAACAUCUCCAACAAUCUCUGGCAGACCGAAACAAAUGAAAGGUCAUGCAGACAUUUGGACUGAUUACUUUGGGACCCCUGACCACAUGAUUAAAAAAGUAUAAUUCCAUUAAAUAGUUAUUACUAAAUUACUUUCAGUGAAAAGGAGCCAAGAAUGACCUAGGGACCUUCUCCUUUUGUCCUUUCUUCCCCGAACCCUGGAGAUGUGGACUUGAGACCUGUGCGCUGAGUAAAAGGAGAUGUUGGGAUGCUGCCUUGUUCACACAACUGUCUCCAGAGCACUAAUUCCCUUCAUUAUCAGGCCUGGGAGAGCAGUCCCCAGUGAGCUCUUUUAAAUGUGGUCCUGCUCCACACACUCUCCAAUCCAAUUUGCUGUUAUUUUUUUAAAGAGAGCCGGGUAAUGGUGCUUGAGGGUGUAGAGCAAGAGGGAGGAGGGAGAGGGGAGCUUGGACUGUUAGUGGUAUGAACUGUUCUGUAGUUGAGCUGAGUGAGAAAGGAAAAUAAAUGGUUUCCACUUUAAUUUUAUAUUUCUUUAGAGUAUAGAUGUAGGAGAAGGGGCUGCAUCUUUGAAGGCUGGCCUUGGCGGAGCAAAUGAAUGCAGAGCAGAGUUUUACCAUACAAACACUUUCAAAUGUAGUGUUUGAUAAGAUGAAUAUCCUGGACUUGAGAGCCUUCGUCCUUUGAUUCUCCUCCCAGGCCUCCUCUCAAACGUCCUCUCAAAUAUGUCCUUCCCGGCUUUGCCUUUGUAUGUAAUGCAGUGAUAGAGAUGGCUACGGAGGCUGUAGCAGUCAGGAUGCACAGCCACAAAGUAAAAGAGCAUGUGUCACUGCAUAGCAAUAGAAUAUGAAGCUUUACAGAGAAGAAGCUGUCAAAGACAUUGACAUCCUCUUCAAAGUGUAAAGGAUUUCUCUGCCCUGGAUUUCUUACACAACACAGGGAUAUAGUUUUUUAGUAUGAAAUGAGUUAAUCACUGUUCACGUGUGUCUAGGAAACUUAGCUGCUAUGGCUUUUGCACAUAAAUAUUCUACCAUGCAGUAGAGAAUCCCAGUUUCAAUCUGAAAAUGGAAAGUGUAAUGAAGAGGAAUUGUGAAAUGCAGAUAGAGGUUAACAAAUAUGUUAGAACUGAUGAGAUGGUGAAAUGAAGAAAGUUCAUGAUACGAAAUAUGAAUACAUAAUGUUCCACAAAAGGUGUAAGAAACAGAGGAAUGAAAUGAAAUAGAGUAUGGAAGGCUUAACCAAUAUCAAAUCUAACAACUAUCUUAAUCCUUGAAAGGAUUAAACAAGUUAUUGUUGUGUUUUCAAAUCGUGGUUUAUGCAUGACAGGUCUUGCUUGUAAUCAUUUAAAAUAUUUCAUCAAGGCUUACUUCAAUAUCUAUGGCUUUUAAAUUCUCCAUUAGGGCUCAUCGUACCUAUCACAGGGUUUUAUGCAUUCUUUUUUUACAUUUUAGUCAUUUAGCAGACGCUCUUCUCCAGAGUGAGUGCAUACAAUUUUCAUACUGGCCCCCCGUGGGAAACGAACCCACAACCCUGGCGUUGCAAGCGCCAUGCUCUACCAACUGAGCUACACCUCAAACAUGAGGUUAGAAUAGAGUCAAGAUAAACUUCCUGCUCUCAAUUUAAAAAGUUGUCUGAGGCGGAUACUUGUCAAGUAGGCUUGUGGCUUUGCAUCUCAUUAAACAAAGCAUGUUAAUGACCAGUUUUUCUCAAAUAUCCUUCUGUAAUGCAAUGCAGCCUUUUGCUUUGGUGAAGUCAAUGGUGCUCUGGCAAAACAGUUAUGCUGCUGUACAUUUAACGUAAGGCUGUACUCUGAGCUCUAGCCGUCAGGGCCUGUGAUGCCUCUGAGAGCUAGUCAUGCCCGUUUCAGACAGACCUCUGUUAGACAGAUAAUGGAGUGUUCUAAGGUUAAUUUACAGCCAUACGUCCCCCAUCAAUAAGCAAUUAAGAGGUGUGGAAACAAAAAGGCACUCAGGCCAUCAGACAUGUUCCCCCUUCGUUUUAAUCAAUUAAUCGCUUUGGCAUGUCUGCUUGAAACCCCCCAAAUAGAUUUAGAUAUAAAAGUGACACAUGAAACGGCUCUAUUCCCAGGCCAGCAUCGCUGAUGUAGGAUCUUUUUACGCGUGUCUUAUCAAUUGAGAGAUUCAUGGUGGAACUCCCACUGGGCUCUCUUUUAACCCUCUCCCCUUGUUUCACACACUGUUUUUCUUUCCUAUAAAGGCUCAGAGAAGCCAAAUGGACCAGACGCAUUCUGCUUCCUCUACACUGGGUGUGAAGGCACAGGAAGUGUUUUAUGUGAUAAUAUAGCAGGCAGAAUAUCUAAUGCCAGCCUUGAGGAUGCAGCAACUGGGAAAGCAUGAAACAUUCAGAGUAGCAAGGAAAUGUAGAUGUCUUACACUUUUUUCUAUCUUUCAUCCAUCUCAACUGAUGUUGUCACUGUGACCGCCAUCUGAAUUUUCAUAUUGUUCAUUCAACCAUUAAUUCAACUCACCCGCUUUUCACAUUCCUGGUCAUCCACUCCUAUAUCUCCCUUGAUUGGUUUAUUAUUGAUCUACACAUUCAGUGAGGCGUCGCUAUUUGAGGAAUUUGCUUUCAAAAGACCAGCACUGGUGUACUGUAACAUGUAUUGCAUGUUAAGCAUCUGAAUUUAUGUGGAGGGGCUCUAUUUCCUUUUCACUCAUCUUAACUCCAAUUGCUCUUCUCUGCUGUAAGGUGGUGCUCACAUGUUUUCCUUUUUCUGUGACAUGCUUGUAGGUUUCCCUUGAGAGGGCCAGGCGAUAAGCUGCUAAUACUGUAUGAUAUGCAUGAGCUCUGCUCCAUAUCUUUAACCAGCCCCAUUAGACUGGCAUGAAACCCAGGGGAUCCUGAACACAGCAUAGGGCCCUGGCCAACAGCCCUGCUUUAUGACACAAACGAUCCUGAGCACACAGUGUCAAGGAUAAUGCGUUUAAAGUUUAUAAUAGUAGUAUAAUUAGUCAUUUUUAGUCCACCUGUGUAUUAGCUGUCAUGUGUUGUUGCCUAACCUGUCCCUUUCUCUUUCCACAGCUCCUCCAAACAACAUCUCAGUUUCGGCAGAGAACUGUCCAGCUCCAUUCAGCCGGUACCAGGCCCAGAACUUCACUCUACUGUGCACUGCAAAGGGAGGCAAACCUGCCCCUUCGGUGAGUCACACAUGCUGUAUAGUGCACAUACAGUGCAGUAUAUAGGGCCAAACACACAUAUGACAGGAACCUUGGAGCCAAUUCACUGUUAACAAUAAGGUUAAGGUACACAUGACUGAAAGGUUCCAGUUAUGUGUAGCCCAGUGCAUUUAGGCAUAACCUCAGUCAUUGUUGAAAAGAUAGCAGGUAAAGUACACUGAACAAAAAUGUUAACGCAACAUGCAACAAUUUCAAAGAUUUGACUGAGUUAAAGUUCAUAUAAGGAAAUCAGUUAGCUGAAAUGAAUUUAUUAGGCCCUAAUCUAUGGAUUUCACGACUGGGAAUACAGAUAUGCAUCUGUUGGUCACAUAUUAUUUUUUUAAAGGCAGGGGCGUGGAUCAGAAAACCAGUCAGUAUCUGGUGUGACCACCAUUUGCCUCAUGCAGUGCGACACAUCUCCUUUGCAUAGAGUUGAUCAGGCUGUUGAUUGUGACCUGUGAAAUGUUGUCACACUCCUCUUCAAUGGCUGUGCGAAGUUGCUGGAUAUUGGCGGGAAAUGGAACACGCUGUCGUACAUGUCGAUCCAGAGCAUCCCAAACAUUCUCAAUGGGUGACAUGUCUGGUGAGUAUGCAGGCCAUGGAAGAACUGGGACUUUUUCAGCUUCCAGGAAUUGUGUACAGAUCAUUGCGGAAACAUGAGGUGAUGGCGGCGGAUGAAUGGCACGACAAUGGGCCUCAGUAUUUUGUCACGGUAUCUCUGUGCAUAUUGCCAUCGAUAAAAUGCAAUUGUGUUCGUUGUCCGUAGCUUAUGCCUGCCCAUACCAUAACCCCACCGCCACCAUGGGGCACUCUGUUCACAACAUUGACAUCAGCAAACUGCUCGCCCAAACGACGCCAUACACGCUGUCUGCCAUCUGCCCGGUACAGUUGAAAUGGGGAUUCAUCUGUGGCCAUCGAAGGUGAGCAUUCGCCCACUGAAGUCAGUUACGACAACGAACUGCAGUCAGGUCAAGACCCUGGUGAGGAUGACGAGCACACAGAUGAGCUUCCCUGAGACAGUUUCUGACAGUUUGUGCAGAAAUUAUUCGGUUGUGCAAACCCACAGAUUCAUCAGCUGUCCGGGUGGCUGGUCUCAGACGAUCCCGAAGGUGAAGAAGCCGGAUGUGGAGGUCCUGGGCUGGCGUGGUUACAAGUGGUCUGCGGUUGUGAGGCUGGUUGGACGUACUGCCAAAUUCUCUAAAGUGACGUUGUGGUAGAGAAAUGAACAUUACAUUCUCUGGCAACAGCUCUGGUGGACAUUCCUGCAGUCAGCAUGCCAAUUGCAUGCUCCUUCAAAACAUGAGAUGUCUGUGGCAUUGUGUUGUGUGACAAAACUGCACAUUUUAGAGUGGCUUUUUAUUAUCCCCAGCACAAGGUGCACCUAUGUAAUGAUCAUGCUGUUUAAUCAUCUUCUUGAUAAGUCACACCUGUCAGGUGGAUGGAUGAUCUUGGCAAAGGAGAAAUGCUCACUAACAGGGAUGUAAACACAUUUCUGCACAACAUUAGAGAGAAAUAGGCUUUUUGUGCAUAUGGAACAUUUCUGGGAUGUUUUAUUUCAGCUCAUGAAACAUGGGACCAACACCUUACAUGUUGCGUUUAUAUUUUUGUUCCGUGUAGUUGUAGAUGGGGAUGAUUGAAGAGAUUAUUUUCUAUGGAAGAGUUUGACUUGUGAAUCAUAAUUAAUAUAAAUACACCAGGCAAUGUAAUCAUUAUAGAGACUCUUUUUUUUUUUUUUUUUUUUUUAUCAAACAUGGACAUACGGGUAGACCGAGUUUGGAUCAUUAAUCUUAUCACAAAGUGACUAAUUAGUAAUGAUUGUACCAGGAAUUGCCAUUAGACACACUGCUAUUCCCUAAACUUUUUUGAGAUAGCAGACAAGGUAGUAGAGAUAGCUGAAGCCACAUGCUUCUCUGUCUUCUUGCCUAUGAGCCUACGGACACUGCUUGAGUGGCGCCACUCGCUGUUCGUCCCCACUGGGCCAUAAAUCAUUUAAUUAUGAACCCAGUGAGAGGUGAAUAGAAGGUGAACAUGAUUUCCGUCUCUCAGGUACUGACUGACCACCUAUAUAAAGCCCCAUGAGUUUGUUCCAUGGCCUGCCUGGCACUCUGCUAUAAUGAUCCCACAGCUGGUUUUAAGUCAUUACAGUCCUGCUCUGCUGGACGUCUCUCCCAACCUUGAAGGAGGAAAUGAGAUAGAUCUGAAAGACCAUCUCUCCAAAUACAUGUAUGCCUGUAGUCUUUCCAUUAGACUCCCUGAGUAGCUCUGGUAAUGCAGAGAAUCAACUCAGUGGGGCAGUCAUUUGGUUUCUGAGAUGGGUGUCAGUGGAUCUGGUCAGGAGUUUUAUGACUCAUCAAAUCACUGAUGAUUCUACGAGUGGAUUUGGUCAGACUGUAAUCUUCUGUCUAAAUACAUAUAGAAGGUAAUAUAGAGGGUACAUGCUACAUAAGGAGAUAGAUUGUGGGGACAGCCCAGCGAUAAACUAGUGUCCUGUCCAGGGUGUGUACUUGUACAUCAAGCUGCCUCACACUAGAGGCCUUCACGGGUCCAAAAAGUUGGACCCGUUCGGAAAUGGACCUGGAGCUUUCCCUUCCGGACCCGAUAUGCAUAAAUACAUUUUUAAAAUAUAGAAACCCGUUCCGAACAGAUCCGAGGACAACUAGACCCAAUCUGAGCCGAGCGAGGCAAGCAGCAGAAACUUAAAUCCGUUCUACCUAAUUUCUACCAGCAUGUUAAAUGUGCAACCAGAGGAAAAAAAACUCUAGACCACCUUUACUCCACACACAGAGACGCAUACAAAGCUCUCCCUCGCCCUCCAUUUGGCAAUUCUGACCAUAACUCUAUCCUCCUGAUUCCUGCUUAUAAGCAAAAACUAAAGCAGGAAGCACCAGUGACUCGGUUAAUAAAAAAGUGGUCAGAUGACACAGAUGCUAAGCUACAGGACUGUUUUGCUAGCACAGACUGGAACAUGUUCCGGGAUUCUUCAGAUAGCAUUGAGGAGUACACCACAUCAGUCACUGGCUUCAUCAAUAAGUGCAUCGAUGAUGUCGUCCCCACAGUGACCGUACGUACAUACCCCAACCAGAAGCCAUGGAUUACAGGAAACAUCCGCACUGAGCUAAAGGGUAGAGCUGCCGCUUUCAAGGAGCGGGACUCUAACCCGAACGCUUAUAAGAAAUCCCGCUAUGCCCUCCGACGAACCAUCAAACAGGCAAAGAGACAAUACAGGACUAAGAUUGAAUCGUACUACACUGGCUCUGACGCUCGUCGGAUGUGGCAGGACUUGAAAACUAUUACAGACUACAAAGGGAAGCACAGCCGCGAGCUGCCCAGUGACACAAGACUUCCAGACGAGCUAAACCACUUCUAUGCUCGCUUCGAGGCAAGCAACACUGAAGCAUGCAUGAGAGCACCAGCUGUUCCGGAUGACUAUGUGAUCACGCUCUCCGUAGCCGAUGUGAGUAAGACUUUUAAGCAGGUCAACAUUCACAAGGCCGCAGGGCCAGACAGAUUACCAGGACGUGUACUCCGAGCAUGUGCUGACCAACUGGCAAGUGUCUUCACUGACAUUUUCAACAUGUCCCUGACUGAGUCUGUAAUACCAACAUGUUUCAAGCAGACCACCAUAGUCCCCGUGCCUCUAAGAUAACCUGCCUAAAUGACUACCGACCCGUAGCACUGACGUCUGUAGCCAUGAAGUGCUUCGAAAGGCUGGUCAUGGCUCACAUCAACAGCAUUAUCCCAGAAACCCUAGACACACUCCAAUUUGCAUACCGCCCCAACAGAUCCACAGAUGAUGCAAUCUUUUAUUGCACUCCACACUGCCCUUUCCCACCUGGACAAGAGGAACACCUACGUGAGAAUGCUAUUCAUUGACUACAGCUCAGCAUUCAACACCAUAGUGCCCUCAAAGCUCAUCACUAAGCUAAGGAUCCUGGGACUAAACACCUCCCUCUGCAACUGGAUCCUGGACUUCCUGACAGGCCGCCCCCAAGUGGUAAGGGUAGGUAACAACACAUCUGCCACACUGAUCCUCAACACGGGGGCCCCUCAGGGGUGCGUUCUCAGUCCCCUCCUGUACUCCCUGUUCACCCAUGACUGCAUGGCCAGGCACGACUCCAACACCAUCAUUAAGUUUGCCGACGACACAACAGUGGUAGGCCUGAUCACCGACAACGAUGAGACAGCCUAUAGGGAGGAGGUCAGAGACCUGGCCGUGUGGUGCCAGGACAACAACCUCUCCCUCAACGUGACCAAGACAAAGGAGAUGAUUGUGGACUACAGGGAAAAAAAGAGGACUGAGCACGCCCCCAUUCUCAUCGACGGGGCUGUAGUGGAACAGGUUGAGAGCUUCAAGUUCCUUGGUGUCCACAUCACCAACGAACUAUCAUGGUCCAAACACACCAAGACAGUCGUGAAGAGGGCACGAAAAAGCCUAUUCCCCCUCAGGAGACUGAAAAGAUUUGGCAUGGGUCCUCAGAUCCUCAAAAAAUUCUACAGCUGCACCAUCGAGAGCAACCUGACUGGUUGCAUCACCGCCUGGUAUGGCAACUGCUUGGCCUCCGACCGCAAGGCACUACAGAGGGUAGUGCAUACGGCCCAGUACAUCACUGGGGCCAAGCUUCCUGCCAUCCAGGACCUCUAUACCAGGCGGUGUCAGAGGAAAGCCCUCAAAAUUGUCAAAGACUCCAGCCACCCUAGUCAUAGACUGUUCUCUCUGCUACCGCAUGGCAAGCGGUACCGGAGUGCCAAGUCUAGGUCCAAAAGACUUCUCAACAGCUUCUACCCCCAAGCCAUAAGACUCCUGAACAGCUAAUCAUGGCUACCCAGACUAUUUGCACUGCCCCCCCACCCCAUCCUUUUACGCUGCUGCUACUCUGUUAAUUAUUUAUGCAUAGUCACUUUAACUCUGCCCACAUGUACAUAUUACUUCAACUACCUCAACUAGCCGGUGCCCCCGCACUGUCACGAUCGUCUUGAAGAGAAGUAGACCAAAGCGCAGCGUUAGUUGCGAACAUACUUGCUUUAUUUAAUUAAAGCAUACACACGAAAUAACAAAACAAUAAACGACUCGUGAAGUCCUCAGUGACAAUGACCGAACACGGAACAAAAACCCACAAACACAAAGUGAAACACAGACAGUUAAAUAUGGCUCCCAAUCAGAGACAACCAGCACACAGCUGACACUCGUUGCCUCUGAUUGGGAGUCACUCAGUCAAACAUAGAAAUAAACAACCUAGAACACCCAACAUAGAAACAGAAAACAUAGAAUGAACACACCCUGGCUCAACAAAAUGAGUCCCAGAGCCAGGGUGUGACAGUACCCCCCCCUAAAGGCGCGGACUGCGACCGCGCCUAAAUACGAGCAAAACAGGGGAGGGCUGGGUGGGCAUUCCUCCUCGGCGGCGGCUCCGGCUCCGGGCUUGCCCACCACCCUCCAACAAACCCCCCAUAGCGCCCCUGGUCCGGUCUGGCCCCGCUGGCUGGAGCUGGACUGGACGUAGCAGGAGCGGUAGGCUUCAGCUCCUUAGUGGAGCAGUAGAGCGGUACCUGAAUUGGCACCGAUGACCCAGGCACGAGUUGUGCCGGACUGACGACUCGCACCCCUGGCUUGGUGCGAGUGGCAGGAACGGGCCGGGCCGGGCUGGCGACGCGCACCGUAGACUUGGUGCGAGUGGCAGGAACAGGCCGGACCGGGCUGGCGACGCGCACCGUAGACUUGGUGCGUGGAGCAGGGACAGGCCGGGCCGGGCUGGCGACGCACCCCGUAGGCUUGGUGCGUGGAGCAGGGACAGACCGGGCUGGGCUGACGACGCACCCCGUAGGCUUGGUGCGUGGAGCAGGGACAGGCCGGACAGGGCUGGCGACGCACCCCGUAGGCUUGGUGCGUGGAGCAGGGACAGGCCGGGCUGGGCUGACGACGCACACCGUAGGCUUGGUGCGUGGAGCAGGGACAGGCCGGACAGGGCUGGCGACGCACACCGUAGGCUUGGUGCGUGGAGCAGGAACAGGCCGGGCAGGGCUGGCGACGCACACCGUAGGCUUGGUGCGUGGAGCCGGAACAGGCCGGGCUGGGCUGGCGACGCACACCGUAGGUUUGGUGCGUGGAGCAGGGACAGGCCGGGCUGGGCUGUCGACGCACACCGUAGGCUUGGUGCGUGGAGCAGGAACAGGCCGGGCUGGGCUGGCGACGCACACCGUAGGCUUGGUGCGUGGAGCAGGGACAGGCCGGGCUGGGCUGUCGACGCACACCGUAGGCUUGGUGCGUGGAGCAGGAACAGGCCGGGCUGGGCUGUCGACGCACACCGUAGGCUUGGUGCGUGGAGCAGGGACAGGCCGGACAGGGCUGGCGACGCACACCGUAGGCCUGGUGCGUGGAGCAGGAACAGGCCGGGCUGGGCUGUCGACGCACACCGUAGGCUUGGUGCGUGAAGCAGGGACAGGCCGGACUGGGCUGGCGACGCACACCGUAGGCUUGGUCCGUGGAGCAGGAACAGGCCGGACCGUACUGGGAACACACACCACUGGCCUUAAACGGGGAUCAGGAACGGGCUGGACCGGACUGGCAAUACACCUCAGUACCUCUCGCCGUGCCUCUACAACUUCCUUCCCUCCUCUCGCCAAUGGCUCCCGUAACCCGGUGGCCUUCUCUCCUCGUCUCCCAUUUCGCCCUGUGGCAGCCUCCUGCUGCCCAGUCGCCCAUGCCGUGUGCCCCCCCCUAAAAAAUUAUUGGGGGUGCCUCUCGUCCGUCCGACGAUGGCACUGCUGACGCCGCUGCUCCUCUCUCGCCAGGGCCUUAAUCCUACCCCACGGUCCCUUGCCCCCGAGCAUGUCCUCCCAGGACCACGAUUUGCCCACCUGGGCCAUCGCCAGCCUCUCCAUCUCCUUUCCUGGCGCUUCCUCCCAUGUCCAGUCUGCCUGCUCCUGGACACGCUGCUUGGUCCUUUUAUGGUGGGUUUUUCUGUCACGAUCGUCUUGAAGAGAAGUAGACCAAAGCGCAGCGUUAGUUGCGAACAUACUUGCUUUAUUUAAUUAAAGCAUACACACGAAAUAACAAAACAAUAAACGACUCGUGAAGUCCUCAGUGACAAUGACCGAACACGGAACAAAAACCCACAAACACAAAGUGAAACACAGACAGUUAAAUAUGGCUCCCAAUCAGAGACAACCAGCACACAGCUGACACUCGUUGCCUCUGAUUGGGAGUCACUCAGUCAAACAUAGAAAUAAACAACCUAGAACACCCAACAUAGAAACAGAAAACAUAGAAUGAACACACCCUGGCUCAACAAAAUGAGUCCCAGAGCCAGGGUGUGACACGCACAUUGACUCUGCACCGUCACCCCCCUGUAUAUAUAGCCUCCCUACUGUUAUUUUAUUUUACUUCUGCUCUUUUUUCUCAACACUUUUUUUGUUGUUGUUUAAUUUUUACUUUUUUGUUAAAAAUAAAUGCACAGUUGGUUAAGGGCUGUAAGUAAGCAUUUCACUGUAAUGUCUGCACCUGUUGUAUUCGGCGCAUGUGGCCAAUAAAAUUUGAUUUGAUUUGAUUUGAUUUGAAAAGUACAUUUUAUAAGCUACUUUAUUAACCGGAGCUGAUAAAGCGCAAGGGAAAGGAGGUAAAGAAAGGUGACGCUCUAGCAGGGGCCGUGCUGUGUGUAGGCUACUGUGAGUGUGAGCGAGUGACAUGGGAACAGGGAGGUGGGAGAGAGAGACGAAAGAUAGCAACCAACCAAGCCGACUCGUGCUAUAGUAGACUAAUAGCUGCCAUAACUAGGUUAUUUGUCAUCCAAUAUGAUUAAGUAGUACCUGUCUUGACUGCAACAAACCGGGAGAAGCUAGUUAAGCUAGCUAGCUAGCUAUCUAGCUAGGCUAAUUGAGGAUGCAUGCGCUUUCUCGUCUUACACAGUUACAAACAACAACAACUCCAUUCAGAAUAUAAAGUAGCAGCAACAACACGUGUGUUGCUUGUAUAAUUGGCUCUUGGUCGUUGUAGCCUAUCCUUCUCCUUUAACUUUUAAUUCCACCAUUUUUCCACCAUCCUUUGUAGAUGAUGUGUUAAAAGCUCUGUAGCAAAUAUGCCAAUCACUGUAGAAGACUAUUGGAUGAUUCACAGAGAGUGGUCCGUUAAGGCUUGCUAGCUGUUCCGGUAGACUUCCAGUCAUUACGCUAAUGCUAUUUAGCAAUGGCUUGCGAAACUACCUUACAUUUCCUUCAAACUGCACGAAGAGACAUACAAAUGGUGUCUAUGAGUUAAUCUGACUCUUGGUAAGUAUAAAAUGGGCUUAAUAGACAAAAUCUCGCACUAGAUACUCUUAAUGCAUUUUGAUAUGGCCUAACAGAACCCCUAAAACCUCGAGGUCAUUUUGACCCUUCAAUAUCAUUCAACAGCAUCUUUUAACCUUUGAACUUUGAUUUGUUUAACUGUUAGGCAGUGUGAAAUUUGACAAGAGUAUUAUGUAGUCUCAUCUCUUAAAAAAUAAAUAAUCACUAAUCCAGCACAACCCUAGAUCAUGAACUCAAUACAAAAUCACUUAGAGGUUCAAGCAUUAAGAGGAAACAUAUAAAUUCAUGUUAGGUUAAGUGAGGUAACAAAAGAAGCAGCCUUUCUGGAUGAAGAUUGAGCGGUAGGAGUGGGCGAUUUAGAGUUAUGAUUAGGAUACUGGUUGACAAGGAGAGUUGUCUCCAAGGAAAUGGAACAAGUAACUGUAUAUAUACAUGAAGUACUCUAUCAAAGUGUGUCUGUGUUUGUAACAUGGCCAUGCUAUGAUUCUAAAUAGUAGAGGAUACUUUUGUUGACUCCAGAAGAAGUUGUAAUGCCUCUGUGGAGAGCUAAUCACCCUGCCAGAGUAGGACUAAAUCAAAACCCAGUAAACAAAUUCUGACAGUGUUCACAGAUAUAUUUUAUAACAGGAGUGUCUCUCGACUCCCCAAUCCUGCACAUUUCUCGUUUUAAUCUCCUUGGAGAUAUAGUGCUGUGGUCUUUAACCAGUGGAGGAAAUCAUUAAUAAAUAAAAAAGUUAAUUCAGAAGAAGUCGUUUCGGAUUUAUUUCGAGAGACACUCAACAGCAUAGUAUAUCCCAUGUUUUCAGACUUUUUAGUUGCUUAUUAUGUGUACAUUAGAAACUAACCAUGACAAUAUAAUAGGAAAAAAUAUGGGACCUAACCUAAAAUUCGUAUACACCACACUACAUAGUGCUUCAUCAACCAGUAGUUUUUAUUUGUAACAUGUCAUUAACCAAAGCAUAGAGCAUAAUGGCAUUGUAUUCUCCUUAUGUCAUUAAUUGUUGUUGUUUGAAGUUAUGGUAUUAUGAAACCCCAUUAUUAGCUGUAUAAGGAUCUGCUCCAGCAGCACUACUGUAUUGGCCUGGGUUUUGUGACUGCAACUUCAAAUGUCGUUCUGGUUUUUGAUUAAACUCAUUUGCUCUUUGUCAGUGCUGUUGCCUGGGAGCUUGUUACAAAACGAGCUGUUGUCAGCUCUAUUUUCUAUUUUCCCAGUCUUAGAUGCUUUUCUAAACCUUUAUCAAAGCAUGUUCUGUGUUUAUACGUACACCAUUUAACAGAGGUCAACAGUGUUUUGGUUACCCUACAGACUUUCACCUUGCAGCUAUGUGAUCAGUCAUCAUUUGUUUCUGGGUGGGAGUUUUUUAGGUUAGCAUGUAAGCGUAAUCAAUUGCUGCUAUGUCAUACAAGAGCUGUGCACUGGGUUGUGAACAUCCAUUCCUUUCUUUCACCAGUUAUUCACCGGAAAGAUGAAUUUGUCUGCUUUUGAGCGUAUUAUACAAGCAACAAGCGUGUUGUUGUUGUCGCUAGGUACUGUAAAAAGUGCAUAAUCUUCCAUUUGAGAUACUUUUAAUGAGCCAAUCACAUAGCAGUAAUAGUUAUCUUGUGACAGGCAUUACAUCAUCAUCACAAGUAGCUACUGAUUGAAAAGAGGAAGGAUAAUAACAGCUAAUAAUGAGAGAUGAUUAAGUCAUGGUUACCAUUGUUUCCUCUCUCUCUCUUUCUCUGUCUGUCUUUCUCUCUCUCUCUCCCUCUCUCUCUCUCUCUCUCUCUCUCUCUCUCUCUCUCUCUCUCUCUCUCUCUCUCUCUGAGUCACACUGUCACCAUGUAAAUUACUGCCUUGUCCCUCUGAUUGUGGCAACAUUAAGGUGUAUUUGGGCCAUUGGGUGAAGAGAAAGGGUUAUUGUUACGCUUCCAAAUGAGCUUUGGAAUCGAGGUGUUAGGGAGAGGGAGUUAAGGCUGGCAGUAUCUGAAGUGCAGGUGCUUUUCAUCACUGUCUAUUCACAGGCAGAAUGCAGAGCCUACCUCGUGCCGCACCAGCUUAAUUUCGCUAACACCAAAGCAUUGUGCUUGGGCGGGCGUUCAGAAUUACAUCUUUGUUUGUUUGUCGAAGCUCUCUCAAAUCCGAAUGAAGCUGGUGGUGUGUGCUCUGGCUCCAUUGUCUGAACACAUUGGACCCUGAUGCAUUUGGGGAUGUAGAACAGAGGCGUGAUUGAUAAUCACUUUAUUCCACUGUAAAGGACCAUGUCUAAAGACCACUGAAAACCGCAAAUAGCUUCUCAUUACAACACAGCUACCACUGCCCACUGUCUAAAUUACAGCCAGCAGCAAGACUCAUAUGCAGACCCCAAAAGAAGUAGCCAGCCUAAAGACAUCUCUAUAACAAUGGGGCUUUCAUUGCCUCUAGUAUGCUGAUUAAAGGGGCAAUAACAAAGCGUCUCCAUGCCCCUGUUUCUGUAAAAAGCUAAGGGAUGGGGCUGGAGAAAUGUAACCACUCUCAAAUUCAUAAACAGAGCUAUAGAUGCCAGGACUAACCAUCCAUUAUACAGUAUCAUAAUGAUAGUUUGAACAAUGUUUUGAGGCUAUAUAGUGUUUGUUUACAUUUACUUUGUUUACAAACAUUGGAGAAAAACAAGCUUAUAUUUUGGGUUCUGAUGGGCUCAUGAGGUAUUUAUAGGUUAUAUUCUUCAAGAAUCAAUGGGUAGGUAUCAUUAUUUUAAGUCAAAAUGGACAUAGCAGCUUCUGGUUGCCCCUUUAAGCCUAGUGAAAACUUGAGGAUUAGGUAUUUUAGGUAAGUGGGUCAGUUUGACUGGUGAAUAUCAGGAUAUCAAUUUCAAUUUAUUUUACCGAAAGUGUAUUCACAAAUUCAAAGGAAAAUUCAAGUGAUCAGUGUAUUUUUGUCAUAAUGUGAGAGAGGAUUUCAUAAAAUGGAAUCCAUGAAAUGUAACAAAAGGUAUUUUUCCCAUUGUAAGCUAUGCAUAGUAAACCAAUAAAAUAUUGAAUAAUUAUUUAACCUACUUUUAAAGCCUUCUAUCUCCCAGAGAGUACUGACUAUCACGUAUAUACGGUGUGCUCCAUAUUCAUUGGCACCCUUAAUAAAGAUAAGAAAAAAAGACUUGGAUCUUCCAGCAAGAGAAUAAUCCCAAGCACUAAUCAAAAUCCACAAAGAAAUGGUUAAUUGACCACAAAAUCAACAUUUUGCAAUGGCCAUCUCAGUCUCCGGACUUGAACCCUAUUGAAAACCUGUGGUUUGAAUCGAAGAGGGCAGUCCAUAAAUGCAGAUGAAGGAUAUCAAGGAUCUGGAAAGAUUGUGUAUGGAGGAAUGGUCUAAGAUCCUUCCAAAUGUGUUCUCCAAUCUCAUAAAAUAUUUUAGAAUGUUGUUAUCCUCGCAAGUGGAGAGUGCUAGAGUAUUGAAAACAGGGGUGCCAAUAAUUUUGACCCCUAUCUUUUUCCAAUUUAUUUUUUACAAGAUCUAUUUCUCAGAAUAUAAUGUAUAAAAAAUAGCAUACAAUAUAGCUCAGUAUGUGUAUAUAUUUUUGGCUCAUCUUUAUCAAGGUAUCCAAUAAUUCCAGCCCCCAUUGUAUGUGUAUGAAUGAUCCUUAAUUAUUGAGCCACUUCAAAGUAACAUAAAGUACUAUAUAAAAUGAUAAUGGGAUUAUAUAGACAUCCACAAUGAUGCUCUCUCACUGGCACCUGAGGUCCAUUAAAUGCAACUCUUCCAGACCUUACACAAGGUAUCCUUCCUAUUACUGUCUUGAAUAACAUGCAAUGAUUCCUUUGGUAUAAAACAACCUCGAAGCAACAGUUUUCUCUGUCAAAAUGUCUUUCUACUGUAGAGUUGUAUGAAUCGUGAGUCCUUCUGACUUACAAUUGGUACAGCACUCACUUCAUUGUUUGGAAAAGUAGGAGAGAUAGUGCCCCACACUGGUCAGCAGUGCAUACAACAGAUUUUUUUCUGAAUAGGAAGGACACAUCCUAGAGCUUGUUUUUGUUAUAUGUUCUAGAUUAAAGCACGGUGCUUUGUGGAUUCAGAGCUUUUUCAAAUGUCAAGGCAGCCAUUCAGACUGCUCACUGGACAGACGUUUGGUAUUGUACGUCUAUCUUUGCACCUCGAAUAAGCUUGAUAUGUUACAUUUGGUAUGGUUACUAAAGACAGAAGGUUAAGUAGCCCUUUCCACUCACAGCCCUUGUCAUCCCAUAUACAGGUUGAAAAUGGCAGAUUUUGUCAUACAAGCAAACUGGGCACUUCACAUUUCCAUAUUUGAAAACUUGUGUCGUUUACAGUAUUAACGUUUAUGAUUGCUAUGUUUGAUCCACAGUUACAAGGAUGACAUGAGUUAUACCCUGGGUUGUCCUGAACAGAAUUAUGUUUUUUGCUGCGGAACAAGCACUUGAAUGCACUCAUGACUACAUUCUAUGCACACCAAAAUUACAAUCUGUUUGUCUGAAGUGCCUUUUGAAAGCAUAACACUGUAAGAUCAUAUUUUAUAACUUAUCUAGCCAUGUUAGCAAUAAAAUACGCUUUCGAAUGAUGCCCAGCUGACCCAGAUUGUGAUUUAUAAUGGUACGUUUACAGUAAUUGUGUGAUGGUGGGGAUGCAGGGCUGUGUUCCAAACAAAUAACUACAAGUGUGUUUGCUUCAGUUCCUCAAUGGCAAAGCUAAGAGUGCUCAAAAAAGCCCCUAAUAGUUGAAGGCUCUUUUCUUGAGUCAUAAAAGUGCAUUGAAAUUACUUAGGAACUGUGCACAGUUUGGAGAGGUGUGUGGCCACUUGGAGACACCAGUUAGUCUUAUUUUGCACGUUAUAUUCCAAACUUCAAUGAGUAUUUUUAAUAUGUUACUGAAUGUAUCCAGAGUAUUUUCAGAUUUCAUGAUUGACAAAUGCUGAGGAAUGUACUGUAAAUGUAAAAUGCACAUACAAUCCUGUAAUGUUUGGAUUCAGUCUUGUGUCAGGUGAACUGUUGUGUCCUCACCUUUGGUCUGAUAAUUUCCCAAAGUGUUCUCUUUCAAUUGCUACCAUGGUCAUGCAUAUGCUUUUCAUAGGUCUUCUGUUAUAAACAUUCCAAGCUGGCUUUACCCAUAUAGGCCAAUUUCCACGAAUGUAAGGGGUGAAGACAGAAACGAUAGGAGGGAGGUUGGUCUGGGAGGAUGGAUGGGCGUAUACCGUGACCAUCUAGCAAUCCAAAGGUUGCGUGUUCGAGUCGCGUCAGGAAAAACUGUAGCAUUGUAGCUAACCCUUCCCCUAACUCUUAUUCUAACCUUAACUCAAUUCACUUAACCAUUUACUUAAAUUCUCGUAACCUUUGUCAUUUCAGUUCUCCUAACCUUUUACGUAAAUUAUCCUAAUCUUUGUCGUUAGUUCUGCUAACCACCAAUAUAAAUUCUCCCCAUAAUUCUCAUUUGUUGUUAAGACACAACAAACAACCAUGUCUCAGAGAAAGACAUAUAAUACUAUACGUCCUCCAAGAGGUAUGAUAAGUUACGUCAUCCAAUUCUUAUGCUAUUGUACAACCGGGUAAGAUGUAUGAUACUAUAAUAAUACGUCCUUUAAUUCGUAUGAUAUUGUACGAUCGCUAUUCCAAUCAUAAUGUAACCUAACGUAACGUAAUAAUACUAAAUGGAGGAGAAAAUAUUUACUUACCAAAUCUUACGAAUUGCCUUGAGGCCAGGUUGAGCCAUUCCAUCACCAGCUACAUAAGACCAACUCACGCACAUUAAUAGUUUAGGUUCAUGAAACUAUCCUGUUUCUCCACAUUUCUUAACAAAUUGGUUUUAUACACAAUUCUGUAGUACCCAAACAAAAUGAUUCUUCAUUGUGCAGGUAGGUAGUAGGUAGUGGUGGGAGUAAGUACAAUGAUUAGUUGAUACAAUGAUUAGAUGAGAGUUAAUAGAGGGAGUCAGUUUAGGAGGCGUUGAGGUCAGUACAUGUCAGAACAUACAGCACUCUUAAUCUCCCUUGAUCACUGUAAAUUUCAGGUAUACAAGUGAGGGAUCUUAAUUUGAUCAGCCUGUUGUUGCAAGACAUUUCCUACACAGCAGGAAAUGCAAACGUGUAGUGUAUUCAAGGUUUUAAAUGGCUUCUAAAGACUGUACUUUCCACUUUAAAACAUCAGACUUGAUUUGCCCCAACAUAAAAUGUAUCAACCCCUACAAAAAAUCUCUAAUUAUAAUUGAAAUGUACAUUUGCUGCAGGAUUAUUUUCCUGCUGUGAGAAACUGGUCAAAUUAAGAUCCUACUGUAGGUCUGCACAGUGCAUAGGAAGUCAACAUAGCACUGAUCAGUUGGUUUAUAGUUAAGGCUCUCAACACAGAAACGAUAUUGUCCGCCCUGGCUCUGGGGACUCUUGUUCUUAAAUGUUGAGCCAGGGUGUGGAUUUUUCCUUGUUUAGUUUUCUAGGUUUGUCGUUCUAGAUUGUGUAUUUCUAUGUUGGCCAGGGUGGUUCCCAAUCAGAGACAGCUGUAGCUCGUUGUCUCUGAUUGGGGACCAUACUUAGGCAGCCUGUUGGCAUGUUCCGUUAAGGUUUGUGUUAUUUAACCUAGGACUUCACGUAUCGUUUGUUUAUUGUUUUGGUUCGUGUGUGUACACAAUAAAGUAUGUACGCUUAUCACGCUGCGCCUUGGUCCGCUUCAUCAUCUAUCGACGAUCGUGACAGAUAUUUGUGUGACUACUGUAUACAAUAUACACUGUAGUACUACUGUAUUAUCAUGUUAUUUGCAGGGAUACAUGCACUGUUGUGUUAAACAAGGAGAUACAGUACACCUUAUGGAGGAGUCAUUUAAAUCCCUUGUUCAUUGUUUAAUCAAUAGCUAUGUACUGUCUAUGAUGUGCUGUAGCUGAAAACCUAUAAACCUGAAAGUGUUGUGUUCAUGUUAGGAGGAGUGCUGGUCGUCUGUUCUCUCCCUCUUGGUAUCUGUUCAUAUGGAGCCAUAGAGAGUCAGCCCCCAGGAGCAUGGCUUUACGUCACACUUGUUUACACUCAUUACUGCUAUUUACCCAGCAGAUUGAACAGCCCCUGAGGUGGCAUCAAAUCAAAGCACGCUUCAACAAUCUCCUUUUACAGAAAAGCCAAAAAACUGAGUGAAAUGUACUAUAUUAGACUAACAGUACUUUGAUAUUUUGCAAAUUGAUUCCAAAUGUCCAAAGGUCCUCUAACGGACUGUGAAUCACAUUUUUCUCUUCAAAUAAAGAAAGAAAAGAGAACAUCUAAAAUCACAGUAUGAGUAGGGAGCUUCACAACUAGCAAUGCCACUGGCAGUAGCUCUGCAUCCUGAUGUUAAAGCUAAUAUCUGGAGGUUAUGUGUUGAAAUGGGAGCUUGAAUUCCCUGUCAAGAGAUUUACCAGCCGGGGAUCUUAAUACCCCCAUGAAAUAGUGAGGAAACUCCUGUAAUAUCACAGAAAAGCCCUGCUGAACACCAGCACCGAGCAAAGCUCUGACACAUCUCCUCUUCACCAGCUCACUGGUGACUGACUAACCACAGCCCAUUAUCACCACUUGAAGCUGUAAUAAGAAUACUGGAAGGGAUAUAAUUCAACCCAAAUCUCUCCUUCUCUUUCCCCUUUUUUGUCUAUCUCUCUCUUUCACUCUCUCUUUUGCUCUCUCUCUCUCUCUCUCUCUCUCUCUCUCUCUCUCUCUCUCUCUCUCUCUCUCUCUCUCUCUCUCUCUCUCUCUCUCUCUCUCCUCUCUCCUCUCCUCUCUCACUCUCUCUCUCUCUCUCAGGUGUACUUUAAGCGAGAUGGAGAGUUGAUAGAGGUGAUUUCCUACAUCCACCCCUCAGCUGUUGCAGAGGAUGGUGGUGGCUCAGCGGGGGUGCGGGGUGCCAGGCCGCUCAUCAGCAGGGACCUGGAUGACACCAAGCUGCAGAGGUCCCUCUCCCUGUUGGAUCCAGAUGGCCGGCCAGCCCGCCUGUUCACCGAGAGCCCUGAGCGGGGUCGUAACCCGGGCCAGCACACCCAGGGCCAGCAGCAGCAGCCCAGCCCUGCCACAGAGGUCAUUCCAGAGACUGUGGUGAGCCGGGAGUUCCCCCGCUGGGUGCAGAGCACUGACCCACUCUACUACUUCAGCCACACCCACAUCCCCCAGAGUGAUGGCUCUGUGCUGGUGCAGGCCAGACUCACCUGGACUCUUAACCCCCAGCUUGACAAUGAUGCCAUGUUCAGCUGUGAGGUCAAGCACCCAGCACUGUCCAUGCCCAUGCAGACAGAGGUCACACUGGGUGAGUACAACACAGACAUACCCCUCCCCUAACUCACUCCUCUCCCCUUCUCUCCUUGUUUCCCCGAUGCCUUACUCAAUCUCUGCCUUACUCAAGCCUCCUUAUGUCUCCCUCGCAAAUCUACUCCGAACAACACUGAUUUCCAUUUUAUGCUUAAUUGUGUUACAGCUGAGUAGAUUGCGAGUUUAGAGUGGAAUGCAAAACUCUGUAGUGACUGACAGGGCAAUUCAUUGAGCUGUCUGUUGCUAGAUUGAGUUAACUCACAACCGUUAUUGAAAAAGUCAACCUGAAUAAGGGAAGCCAAAUGAGAAUUUAAACAUAACCAGCCACGUGAAGUCAAUGUAGAGGCGAAUCUGUGUACCCACACGUCUGAUACAAAUCACUGCCUCCCAUAUGCUCUAAAUAUGAUGACACAAUCUCAACAAAUGUCCUGUAUUGGAAGAGGUUUCUUUACUUUCAUUUAAAUUGUUUCAAGGAUAAACGAGGGAAAGUAACUGUGGGAUUAUUUGUUUGUAGUUGAUUCCGCAAAUAAUCAAAGUUAAGAAAAUAUACACUGAGUAUACCAAACAUUAGGAACACCUUCCUAAUAUUUAGUUGCACACUCCCCUUUUGCCCUCAGAACAGCCUCAAUUUGUCGGGGCAUGGACUCUACAAGGUGUCAAAAGCAUUCCACAGGGAUGCUGGCAAAUGUUGACUCCAAUGCUUCCCACAGUUGUCAAGUUGUCUGGAUGUCCUUUGGGUGGUGGCCCAUUCUUGAUACACACAGGAAACUGUUGAGUGUGAAAAACCCAGCAGCGUUGCAGUUCUUGACACAAACCGGUGCGCCUGGCACCUACUACCAUACCCCGUUCAAAGGCACUUACAUUUUUAUCUGGCCCAUUCACCCUCUGAAUGGCACACAUACACAAUCCAUGUCUCAAGGCUUAAAAUUCCUUAUUUAAUCUGCCUCCUCCCCUUCAUCUACACUGAUUGAAGUGGAUUUAACAAGUGACAUCAAUGAGGGAUCAUAGCUUUCACCUGGAUCCACCUGGUCAGUCUAUGUCAUGGAAAGAGCAGGUGUUCUUAAUGUUUUGUAUACUCAGUGUACGUUACAACUUUUGAAUGCAUAAAACAUAAAACAUUUGAUAAGAGAAUGAUCCGAGAGUGAGACUAUUUCGUUUUAAAGUCUGAAGCCAAGAUGGCUUCCAGCAGAUCUCAUUAACACUUCAAAGACGUGUUUGCGUUGUCCUCCCAAAGACAAGCAAUGCAUUGUUGAGAUGAUAAACAAAGCCAUUAGCUUUACUGAAAAGGGUGUAGAGGGCAGAGUGUGGUAUGGAAAGGAGAGGUUGCUGAUGCUGGUACAGAUUACACGCAAGGUUAUUAUAGUUGUAUGUUUUUAUAUUCGUUAUUUCUAUUCGUUUUUAGAUUUUUAUUUGAAAUUCAGUUUAGUUUCAGUGAGAUUUCAUACCUGAUUUUCAAGUAUUUAUCUAGUUUGAGUUGUAUAAAAAAAAGUAUAUUUCGUUUUUAUGUUAUUUAGCUUCAGUUUCAGUGUUAGGGACAGAAAGCAUGCGUGGGAGGCUAGGAGCCAUUUAUUUAUUUAUUUUGUUUUGGAGUCAAAGAUGAUAGUUUCUGUAUAGUUUUCGUUUUUCAAACGGGAUUGUUAAUUAUUUUAUUUCAGUUCACUAAAUCGUUUUUUUCAUGAUUAGUUUUCGUUUUCAUUUACUAUUAUGAUCUUGUGCACACUCCAUUUUCUCAGCGCUCCAGCUUUAAUCUCCUUCACUCCUUUAGAGGGGCCUUCUCCUCCUGCAAGUGUCCCUUUCUCACGUGUUGUGUUGAUAGACAUGGGGGCGGCACAAGCCGCUCGCCCUUUAGCUUUUCAUAGUGUUUCUGUUGUUAGAGCAACAACAACAGCGGAGCUAGAAAACACUCAACCAACAUGGAAGGACCAGUGUUUAGGGCCUAUACAUGAUUUACCAACCAUGGCUGACAAGUGGCUAUGUGCCAGGGAAAGAGACAGCUUAGUGCUUAAGAGCCUGCAUAGUGCAAAUAAUAAAUGUUUAACCUGUUAAUAUUUUUAUAUUUUUACUCUCAUAUAUUAACGCUCCCAUGCCAAGCAGGAAUAUAACACAUAUGAAUAAGAACACUAUCAUGAAAAGAUUAAUAAGGAUCUACUGAUAUAGGAUCUUAAUUUGAUCACCCUGUUGCAGGAUAACUUUCCUGCAAUGCCUGAAUGUUUAAACCUGCAGUGUAUGUGAGGUUUAAAAAGGAUUCUGAAGUUGGUAAUUUCCAGACUUGAUUUCCCCUUAAGAAAAAUGUAUCAACCCUACAAAACUGUCCAUUAAUUAUAAUCCACAUAAUAAUUCACAUUUCCUGUUGUAGCAAACUGGCUCAAAUUAAGAUCCUACACCUGAUCUAUCUGUCUUCUCAAUACAAAUUGCGGGAGUGAUGAUUUAAACAGCCUCCUCUUUAUUGUUGUUACAUGUUGAUGGUAAAAAAUACUCGGCCCAGAGGGAUGUAGGCCCAGAGAAAGCCUUGCUAACUGUCAAUGCCUUUCAUAUUUUCUCAAAGCUUUUUUAUGCUGCAAUUCAAGCCAUUCAUUUAUCAGUAGCUUUGUUCUUUAAAGAGAUGGAAAGAGCUUCUCCAGAUAUUCCUCCUCACCACCCUGAGAAUAGAGAACAGAAAAUGUGCAUUUGUUGAUUUUAAUUGGAGCACACUUGAAAUUCAUAGCAUUCAUAAACCUGCUUGGAGCAGAUUCGAACUGGGGUGGUAUGAGUGAGAGCUCUUGGGGUAGGCUAUGCAACAAUAGACAGUACAGGUGUUGAUGUAGCAAAUGUAUGUCACCACUUCAAAACAUGAUUUCUUAUAUCCUGUUAGAAUGUGAUAAUCUAAAAUGGGACACAUUUUAAAUCCAGCCCUCAGAUUGGGCAGAACUCGGUCUUCUGAUUAUACAGUUAAAGCCAGCUAAUUGCUCCUGGGACGUGUCAUCCACUCCUUUUCCUUGGCCAUGGCUUUCCAAUGUGUAUUUGGUCAGGAAAGGAAAAGGAAGUCUUUGCACUGCCCAUAAGUAAUAAAUAUUUCACUGAUUUAAUAUUGCCACAUGAGACGGAGCGACAGUCUGACAACCGACCAAUGUUGUAUUACAUUUCAUGAAUAUUCACAAGCUGCUCCGUGCUCGCCUUACAAAUGGAUUUGGGCUGGGGUCUUGGGAGCCUCUCAGAAUGAGCAACACCUCUGAGUUUCUCACCUGGGACUCUCCAUUCCAGAAUUUAUGAACUCAGUGCAUCUGAACAAUUAAAAGUACUCUACUCCUUUUAUUUGCAUGGUCUAUUAUUCAGCAGCAUGAAAAGACUGGAGGAAUUAUAAUUUCAUAUACAGUGCUGAGAAAUUAUCCACGGCUGCGUUCACCAGUCAUUUCCUCGCCAGACUUGAUAAUCAGAGAGCAGAUGCUCUGUGUGUUGGUCUGUGCGGUGUGUGUGUGUGUGUGUGUGCAUACGUGCAUCUGUGCAUGUGUGUGUCUCUAUGUUCACCUGCGUCUCAUCUGCAUAUUUAUCACACUUUCAUCUUGCUGUUUUAUGAAGUCCAGUCCAGGCUGCGGGUUGGAUGUGUGCGCUGAAUUAUACAGUGUUGGAUUGAUGAUGACGCAAUGAUCCUACAGUCACUCCUUUUCAAUUGUUGGUUCUGUCUUCGCUCUCUCUACCACACAGUCAAACCACUCAACCAGCCAAUACUGCAGGUUCUCGGUCUAUUUUCGAGUUAUCUGCAGUCAUCCAAAUCUGUAGAGUCAGAGGCCUGCUGAUGUUUGGCUGGAUCACAAAGCACACCUGAUGCAGCGAGCGCUGUUGUUUACUGAGGGCACUGUGUGUGCACUGACCCAUCACAGUGCUAACAGUUCCAUGCUGUAAUAAUAAAAUAAAAAAUAAAAAUAAAAACAGUUCCAUGCUGUAAAGAGAGGAGGUUGGGUUGCUGGCUGACGUCUUGGGAGACCAGGACUUAUUUCCCUGUGAGGCCAGGGCCUUCCUGGGUGGCGCAGUAUGUCAGUCACAUUGCAUGCUGUCCUAAUCUAAGGUGAUGACGUGUGACGCCAACUGUCGUUGUUGGAGUGGGUCCCAGAAAUCAACAAUCAUCCUCUUGGCGGUGCCAGCAAGGACUGUGACGCCAUGAAACCAAUACUGAAAAUACCCUUCAGACAGAAAGUGGGAGGUGGGAAGCAGGCAGCCUAGCAAUCACACUCCUCAGAUAACUGGCAAGGUGACAUCUUCAUCAUGUACUUGAGACCACUUAAAGCAUAAUACUGUUAUUUUGAUGUGUAUGGUGAGCUUGGUUCAAUGUCAUAUCUUUCAUUUAUGGGGCGAUGAUUGAUAUGGCUACUUUAGGCCUAACACAAUACAGGUGCUCGACAAUAGUUCUGCCCAGUUUUUUCAGAUAUAUUAUUCUUACACAUGAUUCAUUCCUCCAUUUCAUUUCAACGUAGUAACUGUAGUGAUGUCAUUGUUGUCAUUGUGUUGACAAGCUUUUAAUCUCUCAUGUGUAUCGCUAGUCUUGCGUCUGUUUCACCACUCCGUGCUCUACAUUGUGAUGCCUCCAUCUGAUUCAUGUCUCUGGAAGAGAGCAACAGAAGGAGAAGGAAGGAGAUCCUGUUAUCUAAAAGAGUCCACUGACUUGAUAUAUAUGUGCAAUGCAUAUUUCCAAUCCCCAUUUCAAAUGUGACAGAGGAACUCCUAUUCCAUUAGCCAGAUGCAGGGUAAGAUUCAGUGACUUCCCAAGAAUAGGGAUGCUUCAUUUGGUUCGGCCAACACUUUGUGACUUGAUUUAUGUGUGAAAUUGAGGUCAUUUAUCUAUUUAUUUAUUUAUUUAUUUAUUUAUUUUAGUUUCACUCAUCAAUUGAAACAAGCACUUGAUUUAUAUUGAGAAGUGUGCAUUUGAUUCAUUGUAAGGUUCCUGAAUAACUAGACUUGUGCGUGCAUCUCUGACCUAUUUAGGAUUCCCCUUACCCAACCAAAUCUCAUCACUUGUAUUUGGUUCAUUGUAUAACAUUCGGGAUCACACAGCGUUCUAUAUGGUUAUCUAGAGGGAAAUUGUUAAUCAACUCAAACAAUGCAGAACCAGUUUAUGCAGAUCCAAUUUAACCCACGAUGAUGGCCACAUCACCACAAAAUUACUCUCUGUCCUCCUACUACAGUGCUGUACAGUACAUCAACAAGGUUACAUACAGUAGAUUAACAGAUGACACUAAAUCUUAAAUCAUAUGCAAAUCACUCAAUGUCUUCAUUCAAUCUGCUCCAUACACAAUCCAAAGGCCCCUCUGAAAGUGAAGAAUAUGAAAGCUUCCCUUUCCCCUCUUCUGAAAAGUCCAUUGUUUCAGUAGAAACCUAAUGGAUAUCAUCUGGGGACUCCUGUCUGUACCAAGACAAGGUACUCUGAGUAUUACUUAUCUCGCUGCCUCCACAUUCCUCCUGGGGAGCUCCGAUUCUCCUCCAGUAAUGACUAUCUAUCCAAUUUAGUCCCCUCUCUCCAAGGGGAAAUAAAUCCACCGUGGUCUUAGCUGUUGAUGAAAGGACAUGGAGGUCCCUAGGGUCUUGCACUAUGACCUUAAUUGACAGGAAAUUGUAUUUGCCUCUCUCUCCCUCUCUACCCCUCUCCAAACUAAAAAGGCCACCCUAGUCAUAGACUGUUCUCUCUGCUACCGCACGGCAAGCGGUACCGGAGUGCCAAGUCUAGGUCCAAAAGACUUCUCAACAGCUUCUACCCCCAAGCCAUAAGACUCCUGAACAGCUAAUCAUGGCUACCCGGACUAGUUUGCACUGGCCGCCCACCCCAUCCUUUUUACGCUGCUGCUACUCUGUUAAGUAUUAUGCAUAGUCAUUUAACUCUACCCACAGUAAUACUACUCAACUACCUCAACUAGCCGGUCCCCGCCCCUUGACUCUGCAACGGUACCCCCCCUGUAUAUAGCCUCCCUACUGUCACUUAUUUUACUGUAAUAUAAGCCUCCCUACUGUCACUUUAUUUAUUCUUUGCUCUUUUUCUCAACACUUUUUUGUUUUGUUUAUUCUUACUUUUUUGUUUAAAAUAAAUGCACUGUUGGUUAGGGCUGUAAGUAAGCAUUCACUGUAAUGUCUGCACCUGUUGUAUUCGGCACAUGUGACCAUAAAAUUUGAUUUGAUUUGAUUUGAUUUGAUUUGAAAAAGGUGCCUCCUGGAUUUACUUGACAUGCCACUGGGAUGACACUUCUUUUUUUCUCUCCUUUUCUCUUUCUUCUCUCUCUCUCUCCCAGCGCUCCUAAGGGCCCCAAGCUUUUGAUGACCCCCACCAGGGCAAAGGUAGGGGACACGGUGCGCAUCACUGUGCAAGGAUUCCAGGUAGGCGCUGGGGUUCCUGGGGUAAGUGCAUGGGGGUUUAUGAAACCGGAGAGCCAUGUUCAGUUUGGGAUAGGAGGGGACAGGGGAGAUGUGCAGUUAAGCCUGUCGAGUUUUCUGAUAUAGUGACCAUUCUUACAGGGUGAGGGAUAUACCAUACGUCUUCUCGGUCUAAGCCUAGCAUACUGUUUGUUGUUCUGUGGAAAAAGUAUAAGUGCACUAUUGGAAAAAGUGACUGGUUUUAAUUUUGGGGGGGAAUAUUCCUAUCUUUUCACAUUUCUGAUUCACUGUUGCGUACUGCCCAUGCCUCAAGGCAUUAAACUAUUUCAAUGAAAAAUGAAUAACCCUUUCCAAAUCUGUUUGUUUAUGGAUACCUCCAAUUCUCUGGUGUUCUGUUGUUUUCUUAAGUCUAUCUCCUUAAGCCAACAGGCAUCCAUGUCAAGCUGUUAGAGGAUUCCUCAGCAGAGCAGAGUGAGGGUUUGUUCCUGCUAGGGCAUUCCAGUUAGGAUUUGUUCUUUUUUUAACUAUCAUCCUCUGUCAAAAAAAGACAAUCUUUCCAGCAGUGUGAAUGGUAUUUAGCUGAUCCCCAUCUCAGUGACAGGAGUAGGGAUGACACAGUGGUGGCGCUGCCUGCUAGAGCCAGCCAGGUGGAGAGGACAAGGCUAAUUCUGAUAGGCCAUGCUAAUGGACCUUUAAGUUUAGUUUAGUGCAGCAGGCUGAAACCUGGGCAGAUGUAUACGAGUAUCUCCACCCACUGAUUUCAUAGUAUUUGAAGUUGUCCUUCGAAUAGUGUUAAGAAUGGUCACUAUAAACAGGCUUGACUGGGACAUACAGCCAAUUGGGCCCUUCGUAAGCAGGCAUCAGUGCAUGGAGAUUCAUCCCAAAGUAAAUCUCCCUUAUCCUUCACUGGACCAAGACUCUGGGGUUUCUCUAGUAAAUAAGAUUUAGUGCUAAAACAUAUUUUACCUCUCUUGCCUUCUCAUAGUGUGAUAAAAAAUAUAUCAGUAUCCCCUACGGUUUAUAGUAUCAUAAUUAUACAUAAUCACACAGUGCAGGGUUAUGCCUUUCUUUCCAUUGAUAUGCUUAGUCCCCAAUCUGUGUUAAUACAUAUGAAGAUGAGAAAGGCACUGACUCUUUCAUUGGGGCUGGGCUUCUUAAUUUGGUUUCUCUAAGGCCGUUGGGGAUAUGUGACAGGAAGAUCUCACUCGGACCUUUCAAUGUUUUUUAUCUUGAUGUGACCUUAUGCCAUGAGACUGCCCCGGAUCAACAAACCCCUUUCACUUCUGUCAUCAUGUGAAUUCGGAGGUUCAAGAACUCUUAUCAGCGCAGUCGUUUUUGGAAGGUUACACAAAUCACACCAGCUUAGUCAGAACGAUGACACACCAGCUCGUCAAGGCAGACAUUCAGUUCAUUAAAGCAUUUCUAUGGGUCACACAAAGUGGCAAGAGUCAAGUCGCCAUAGAUUCUUUAAAAGGGCUGGGAUGUCACAUUUCUAAUUGCUAAAAAAAAAUCUAGUCAGAUUAUCACUAACAGUAAGUUUAACUUAAUGGAAUUUCAUUCUGUUGCAUCACACUUUUCUUCAGGAAUAGACGUCAAUUGUUUGUCAAUCUCUUUGUGCCCUUUCACCCAAGAUGCAUGACAGCAACAGAUUUGGCCCUCAGUCCUGCAGUGCAGACUAGAUGAAACAGUAGAGUUCCCCUAUCCAGUUCUUCUUUGACCAUGUGUGGAGUGAUCAUAAUUCCCGAUGAUGUGUUGUUCCCUCUGAAUAACCUUUGAGCACCACAACCCCUCAUACCACUCUCUCUACUUAACACCCUCCCCUCUCCUGCUGACGUGUUCUCCAGCUGACGUGAUUCUAAUAACAUGUCUGUAUCCAGCAGAUGGCAGAAAAGAUAUCCAGAGGAGGACAGCAGGAGGCUUCUUCUCUGAGGAAGAAUAGCCCUCUUAAUAUCUAGCUAUAACCAUGACAACCCUUUUGAAAAGGGGAAUAUUUUUAAACUGUGUGGGAAACUCUCUGAAGAGGCACGAAAAUGAGAAAAAUGUUGUAAAUGUAGUGUUGAUUAUUAAUGCAUGCUGUUAACUCACCAUUGCAUUAGGGGGAAAUAGAGCUUGUAUUAUUCAUGUAGCCUUUGUUCUUAAUCUUUUGGCUGGGACUUAUCUCUUUUUCACCGCUUGUCCCUCCCUCCCUCCCUCCCUCCCUCCCUCCCUCACACACACUGGGGUGGUCUGUUGAUAGAAUGAGGUUUUCCCUGAGCCCCUCUUCACCUGGACCCGGGUCGGGGGCCGUCUACUGGACGGGAGUGCCGAGUGGGAUGGAAAGGAGCUGAUUCUGGAGAGAGUGCCAGCUGAACUCAACGGCUCCAUGUACCGCUGCACGGCCCAGAAUCCCCUGGGCUCCACGGACACGCACACUCGCCUCAUCGUCUUUGGUACGUGUCCAAACUCAUCACCAUAUUCUCUAAUCCUAGAGAGCAUUGCAGAGAUUCAAAAACGUAACACUAAUUCUUAUUCAUGGGAUAUUUUAUUCCCACUAUUCAAAGGAAUCUCCUUAUUAUUAUUUCAAACACCAUUAAAAUUGUUAAUAUUAUUCAUCCACAUACAGUGUUAAGCAUCGCAUUUAUGUUAAAAAAAGAUAGAUUUAUGUGGCCAUUUUUAGAUAUGAAUUAUCUAUGCAAACUAAGUGCAUUAUUAAUAAGUGAUUGUAUCACUAAAUGACUCAACAAUGCCUCUCCAACAAAGGUUGAUUUACAUAAGUGAGUAAUGCUUCUCAUCUGGGUGAGUAGAAAUCCAACAGCCAUUAUAAUGCCACAAGCAGUGUGUAUUGUACCCAUUCUCUCCAACACUGACUGCUAAUAAUCACAUGAGAGGCCCAUAAUAGAAUAAAUGAUAUUUUUUAUUUCACAGUGUCAUCCCACCUCUUUGUUCAACGACCCACCACGUGCAAGCUAGAUCAGGCUUUUCAUGAUGUGCUAUUUAUCGCAGUCCCAGUUUGCUUUAGUUGAUGUGGGGUAGUUGGACUGUUUGCUGACUCUAUUACUCCUGUGCUGUAUGUCCUGCUGCCCUGGAUGUGUUUACCCUUGAGCCCUUUGGAAUUAAAACUCAUCAGAGGCCUGUCAAUCAUAGCUUCUCUGUUUUAAUCAAAUCCGCUGCACCGAGGAUGAAGGACUUCUCCUAUGUAUUAUAUAUUCUCUACUCUCAUGUUAGAGAUAACUGCUGUGCAAGAGAUGGAACUGAUAUACACUGAAUGUACAAAACAUUAGGAACACCUGCUCUUUCCAUGACAUAGACUGACCAGGUGAAUCCAGUUUAAAGCAAUGAUCCCUUAUUGAUGUCACUUGUUAAAUCCACUUCAAUCAGUGUAGAUGAAGGGGAGGAGACAGGUUAAAGAAGGACUUUUAAGCCUUGAGAAUAUUGAGACAUGGAUUGUGUAUGUGUUCCAUUCAGAGGGUGAAUGGGGCAAGACAAAAUAUUUAAGUGCCUUUGAAUGGGGUAUGAUAGACAGGCGCAGCAGUUUGAGUGUGUAAAGAAGUGCAACGCUGCUGGGUUUUUCACGCUCAUCGGUUUCCCGUGAAUAUCAAGAAUGGUCCACCACCCAAAGGACAUCCAGCCAAUUUGACACAACUGUGAGAAGCAUUGGAGUCAACAUGGGCCAGCAUCCCUGUUGAACGCUUUUGACACCUUGUAGAGUCCACGCCCCGAUGAAUUGAGACUGUUCUGGGGUAAAAAAGGGGGUGCAAGUCAGGUGUUCCUAAUGUUUUGUACACUCAGUGUAUAUUGGACCCUAACUGUGUUCAUAUGUUCAAGGGCUAGUUUCCAGGGUUAACAUAUUCACGGGACAUGUGUCCCCACAGUAAUCUGCCUGCACUGUCAUAAUGCAACUAAGAAACGAUCUGUCCAUCAUUUGAUAAAUUCCCACCUUGACAUCCUUCCGUGAGCAAGGUUUAGAAAAUGUCCGAAAUUUACAAAUUGUUGGACGAGCUCAAAGAGCCUCCUUCUAGGAAAACUGCCACUUUGGGGAGGUGUUACCUUGGGGAGUGUUUUGGUAGAAAGAGCACUAAUGCUUAUUUAACACCCGGAUGCACCCUCAGGUGUCAUCGGCUAUGUGUGGUGUAGGCUAUCUGUCUACGUCUAUAUCCUAGAUGGCUUCCACUCAUGCUUAGGGGAGCUAAAUGGUGAUUGAGAGACCUUGGCACCGUCCCCCGUGGCCUUGAAAUGAGACACUUCUCUCUCCAUGGGCAGGGUGGAUAUUUGGAGCUCUGCUCACUUGGCUAACUGUUCAUUAUACAUCAUCAGGUAUAAUAUAGUAUAAGGAUGGGAUGUUAUUGAGACUCUCCACUGGCAGAAAGCAGUGCUCAUAUGUUAAUGAUGCACAUCUCCAAGCACCUUAGAUAUAAUACCCUCGGUGAUUACACUGAAGUGACUCAGCAGUGAAGAGGCGGGCUGUCACAAACCCACUGAUUUCUCUCUGUCUUUGUGGACUGAGUUGGGAAAUCACAUGUGGAUGCUAAAACACCAGCAGUUUGGGGAGUUUGUUAGAAUAGGAGCUCUGCUAUUGCCCUCUUGUCCCACCCUCAGACCACAGUUCUAACUGCUGCUCUAACUUGUUAUGCCAGAGUACCCAAUGUUCACAGCUCUAUUAAUACAGACUCACCAGUGGGAUGUUAUUUUCCAUGAGCUUUAGGAACAGAGAGUUCGGAAUCAUUAGACCGUCUACCCAUGUCAGCUCUCUAUUUUCUCAUCAUCUCCUCACUUAUUUUCCCUCUCUCUCUCUCUCUCUCUCUCUCUCUCUCUCUCUCUCUCUCUCUCUCUCUCUCUCUCUCUCUCUCUCUCUCUCUCUCUCUCUCGGUCUCGGUCUCUCUCUCCCUCUCUCUCCGAUUCCCCUUCAUGUCUCUCCACAGAAAAUCCGGCCAUGAUGAAAAACACUCAGAAUCCGAACAGUAAGUAUGGCAGCCAUGAAGACCAUUGUGCUUCUCACACAUUUUUCAAGAUGUACAGUGCCUUGCAAAAGUAUUCAUCCCCCUAGGCGUUUUUCCUAUUUUGUUGCAUUACUACCUGUAAAUUAAAUUGAUUUUUAUUUGGAUUUCAUGUAAUGGACAUACACAAAAUAGUCCAAAUUGGUGAAGUGAAAUGAAAAAAAUAACUUGUUUCAAAAAAUUCAAAAAAAUGAAUAACGGAUCCAAUUACCUUCAGAAGUCACAUAAUUAGUUAAAUAAAUUCCACCUGUGUGCAAUCUAAGUGUCACAUGAUCUGUCACAUGAUCUCAGUAUAUAUACACCUGCAACACCACUAAGCAAGGGGCACCACCAAGCAAGCGGCACCAUGAAGACCAAAGAGCUCUCCAAACAGGUCAGGGACAAAGUUGUGGAGAAGUACAGAUCAGGGUUGGGUUAUAAAAAAAUAUCAGAAACUUUGAACAUCCCACGGAGCACCAUUAAAUCCAUUAUUAAAAAAUGGAAAGAAUAUGGCACCACAACAAACCUGCCAAGAGAGGGCCGCCCACCAAAACUCAUGGACCAGGCAAGGAGGGCAUUCAUCAGAGGCAACAAAGAGACCAAAGAUAACCCUGAAGGAGCUGCAAAGCUCCACAGCAGAGAUUGGAGUGUCUGUCCAUAGGACCACUUUAAGCCGUACACUCCACAGAGCUGGGCUUUACGGAAGAGUGGCCAGAAAAAAGCCAUUGCUUAAAGAAAAAAAUAAGCAAACACGUUUGGUGUUCGCCAAAAGGCAUGUGGGAGACCCAUGGGGCGGCGCACAAGUCGUCCAGGGUAGGGGAGGGAAUGGCCGGCAGGGAUGUAGCUCAGUUGGUAGAGCAUGGCAUUUGCAACGCCAGGGUUGUGGGUUCGAUUCCCACGGGGGGCCAGUAUAAAAUAUACAGUGGGGAGAACAAGUAUUUGAUACACUGCCAAUUUUGCAGGUUUUCCUACUUACAAAGCAUGUAGAGGUCUGUAAUUUUUAUCAUAGGUACACUUCAACUGUGAGAGACGGAAUCUAAAACAAAAAUCCAGAAAAUCACACUGUAUGAUUUUUAAGAAAUUAAUUUGCAUUUUAUUGCAUGACAUAAGUAUUUGAUACAUAAGAAAAGCAGAACUUAAUAUUUGGUACAGAAACCUUUGUUUGCAAUUACAGAGAUCAUACGUUUCCUGUAGGUCUUGACCAGGUUUGCACACACUGCAGCAGGGAUUUUGGCCCACUCCUCCAUACAGACCUUCUCCAGAUAUUGCAGGUUUUGGGGCUGACGCUGGGCAAUACAGACUUUCUGCUCCCUCCAAAGAUGUUCUAUUGGGUUCAGGUCUGGAGACUGGCUAGGCCACUCCAGGACCUUGAGAUGCUUCUUACGGAGCCACCCCUUAGGUGCCCUGGCUGUGUGUUUCGGGUCGUUGUCAUGCUGGAAGACCCAGCCACGACCCAUCUUCAAUGCUCUUACUGAGGGAAGGAGGUUGUUGGCCAAGAUCUCGCGAUACAUGGCCCCAUCCAUCCUCCCCUCAAUACAGUGCAGUUGUCCUGUCCCCUUAGCAGAAAAGCAUCCCCAAAGAAUGAUGUUUCCACCUCCAUGUUGGGAUGGUGUUCUUGGGGUUGUACUCAUCCUUAUUCUUCCUCCAAACACGGCGAGUGGAGUUUAGACCAGAAAGCUCUAUCUCACAUGACCUUCUCCCAUUCCUCCUCUGGAUCAUCCAGAUGGUCAUUGGCAAACUUCAGACGGGCCUGGACAUGCACUGGCUUGAGCAGGGGGACCUUGCAUGCGCUGCAGGAUUUUAAUCCAUGACGGCGUAGUGUGUUACUAAUGGUUUUCUUUGAGACUGUGGUCCCAGCUCUCUUCAGGUCAUUGACCAGGUCCUGCCGUGUAGUUCUGGGCUGAUCCCUCACCUUCCUCAUGAUCAUUGAUGCCCCACGAGGUGAGAUCUUGCAUGGAGACCCAGACUGAGGGUGAUUGACCGUCAUCUUGAACUUCUUCCAUUUUCUAAAAAUUGCGCCAACAGUUGUUGCCUUCUCACCAAGCUGCUUGCCUAUUGUCCUGUAGCCCAUCCCAGCCUUGUGCAGGUCUACAAUUUUAUCCCUGAUGUCCUUACACAGCUCUCUGGUCUUGCCCAUUGUGGAGAGGUUGGAGUCUGUUUGAUUGAGUGUGUGGACAGGUGUCUUUUAUACAGGUAACAAGUUCAAACAGGUGCAGUUAAUACAGGUAAUGAGUGGAGAACAGGAGGGCUUCUUAAAGAAAAACGAAGAGGUCUGUGAGAGCCGGAAUUCUUACUGGUUGGUAGGUGAUCAAAUACUUAUGUCAUGCAAUAAAAUGCAAAUUAAUUACUUAAAAAUCAUACAAUGUGAUUUUCUGGAUUUUUGUUUUAGAUUCUGUCUCUCACAGUUGAAGUGUACCUAUGAUAAAAAUUACAGACCUCUACAUGCUUUUUAAGUAGGAAAACCUGCAAAAUCGGCAGUGUAUCAAAUACUUGUUCUCCCCACUGUAUAUAUAUAUAUAUAUAUACACUGCUCAAAAAAAUAAAGGGAACACUUAAACAACACAAUGUAACUCCAAGUCAAUCACAUUUCUGUGAAAUCAAACUGUCCACUUAGGAAGCAACACUGAUUGACAAUACAUUUCACAUGCUGUUGUGCAAAUGGAAUAGACAACAGGUGGAAAUUAUAGGCAAUUAGCAAGACACCCCCAAUAAAAGACUGGUUUUGCAGUUGGUGACCACAGACCACUUCUCAGUUCCUAUGCUUCCUGGCUGAUGUUUUGGUCACUUUUGAAUGCUGGCGGUGCUUUCACUCUAGUGGUAGCAUGAGACGGAGUCUACAACCCACACAAGUGGCUCAGGUAGUGCAGCUCAUCCAGGAUGGCACAUCAAUGCGAGCUGUGGCAAGAAGGUUUGCUGUGUUUGUCAGCGUAGUGUCCAGAGCAUGGAGCCGCUACCAGGAGACAGGCCAGUACAUCAGGAGACGUGGAGGAGGCCGUAGGAGGGCAACAACCCAGCAGCAGGACUGCUACCUCCACCUUUGUGCAAGGAGGAGCAGGAGGAGCACUGCCGGAGCCCUGCAAAAUGACCUCCAGAAGGCCACAAAUGUGCGUGUGUCUGCUCAAACGGUCAGAAACAGACUCCAUGAGGGUGGUAUGAGGGCCCGACGUCCACAGGUGGGGGUUGUGCUUACAGCCCAACACCGUGCAGGACGUUUGGCAUUUGCCAGAGAACACCAAGAUUGGCAAAUUCGCCACUGGCGCCCUGUGCUCUUCACAGAUGAAAGCAGGUUCACACUGAGCACGUGACAGACGUGACAGAGUCUGGAGACGCCGUGGAGAACGUUCUGCUGCCUGCAACAUCCUCCAGCAUGACCGGUUUGGCGGUGGGUCAGUCAUGGUGUGGGGUGGCAUUUAUUUGGGGGGCCGCACAGCCCUCCAUGUGCUCGCCAGAGGUAGCCUGACUGCCAUUAGGUACCGAGAUGAGAUCCUCAGACCCCUUGUGAGACCAUAUGCUGGUGCGGUUGGCCCUGGGUUCCUCCUAAUGCAAGACAAUGCUAGACCUCAUGUGGCUGGAGUGUGUCAGCAGUUCCUGCAAGAGGAAGGCAUUGAUGCUAUGGACUGGCCUGCCCGUUCCCCAGACCUGAAUCCAAUUGAGCACAUCUGGGACAUCAUGUCUCGCUCCAUCCACCAACGCCACGUUGCACCACAGACUGUCCAGGGGUUGGCGGAUGCUUUAGUCCAGGUCUGGGAGGAGAUCCCUCAGGAGACCAUCCGCCACCUCAUCAGGAGCAUGCCCAGGCGUUGUAGGGAGGUCAUACAGGCACGUGGAGGCCACACACACUACUGAGCUUCAUUUUGACUUGUUUUAAGGACAUUACAUCAAAGUUGGAUUAGCCUGUAGUGUGGUUUUCCACUUUAAUUUUGAGGGUGACUCCAAAUCCAGACCUCCAUGGGUUGAUGCAUUUGAUUUCCAUUGAUCAUUUUUGUGUGAUUUUGUUGUCAGCACAUUCAACUAUGUAAAGAAAAAAGUAUUUCAUAAGAUUAUUUCAUUCAUUCAGAUCUAGGAUGUGUUAUUUUAGUGUUCCCUUAAUUUUUUUGAGCAGUGUAUAUAUAUAUAUACAGUGGGGAGAACAAGUAUUUGAUACACUGCUGAUUUAGCAGGUUUUCCUACUUACAAAGCAUGUAGAGGUCUGUAAUUUUUUAUCAUAGGUACACUUCAACUGUGAGAGACGAAAUCUAAAACAAAAAUCCAGAAAAUCACAUUGUAUGAUUUUUAAGUAAUUCAUUUGCAUUUUAUUGCAUGACAUAAGUAUUUGAUCACCUACCAACCAGUAAGAAUUCCGGCUCUCACAGACCUCUUCGUUUUUCUUUAAGAAGCCCUCCUGUUCUCCACUCAUUACCUGUAUUAACUGCACCUGUUUGAACGCAUUACCUGUAUAAAAGACACCUGUCCACACACUCAAUCAAACAGACUCCAACCUCUCCACAAUGGCCAAGACCAGAGAGCUGUGUAAGGACAUCAGGGAUAAAAUUGUAGACCUACACAAGGCUGGCAUGGGCUACAGGAAAAUAAGCAAGCAGCUUGGUGAUAAGGCAAAAAGUGUUGGCCCAAUUAUUAGAAAAUGGAAGAAUUUCAAGAUGACGGUCAAUCACCCUCAGUCUGGGGCUCCAUGCAAGAUCUCAUCUCGUGGGGCAUCAAUGAUCAUGAGGAAUGUGAGGGAUCAGCCCAGAACUACACGGCAGGACCUGGUCAAUGACCUGAAGAGAGCUGGGACCACAGUCUCAAAGAAAACCAUUAGAAACACACUACGCCGUCAUGGAUUAAAAUCCUGCAGCGCACGCAAGGUCCCCCUGCUCAAGCCAGCGCAUGUCCAGGCCCGUCUGAAGUUUGCCAAUGACCAUCUGGAUGAUCCAGAGGAGGAAUGGGAGAAGGUCAUGUGGUCUGAUAAAAAAUAAAUAAAGCUUUUUGGUCUAAACUCCACUCGCAGUGUUUGGAGGAAGAAGAAGGAUGAGUACAACCCCAAGAACACCAUCCCAACCGUGAAGCAUGGAGGUGGAAACAUCAUUCUCUGGGGAUGCUUUUCUGCAAAGAGGACAGGACGACUGCACCGUAUUGAGGGGAGGAUGGAUGGGGCCAUGUAUCGAGAGAUCUUGGCCAACAACCUCCUUCCCUCAGUAAGAGCAUUGAAGAUGUGGGUCGUGGCUGGGUCUUCCAGCAUGACAACGACCCGAAACACACAGCCAGGGCAACUAAGGAGUGGCUCCGUAAGAAGCAUCUCAAGGUCCUGGAGUGGCCUAGCCAGUCUCCAGACCUGAACCCAAUAGAAAAUCUUUGGAGGGAGCUGAAAGUCCGUAUUGCCCAGCGACAGCCCCGAAACCUGAAGGAUCUGGAGAAGGUCUGUAUGGAGAAGUGGGCUGCUGCAGUGUGUGCAAACCUGGUCAAGACCUACAGGAAACGUAUGAUCUCUGUAAUUGCAAACAAAGGUUUCUGUACCAAAUAUUAAGUUCUGCUUUUCUGAUGUAUCAAAUACUUAUGUCAUGCAAUAAAAUGCAAAUUAAUUACUUAAAAAUCAUACAAUGUGAUUUUCUGGAUUUUUUGUUUUAGAUUCCGUCUCUCACAGUUGAAGUGUACCUAUGAUAAAAAUUACAGACCUCUACAUGGUUUGUAAGUAGGAAAACCUGCAAAAUUGGCAGUGUAUCAAAUACUUGUUCUCCCCACUGUAUAGGCCUAAGGCCGAGACAAUAAGAAGACACAGUGGCAGAAUAAAUUCAACCACACCUUUGUUUCAUCACAAAACACUGUAUAUACAGUGGGGGGAAAAAGUAUUUAGUCAGCCACCAAUUGUGCAAGUUCUCCCACUUAAAAAGAUGAGAGAGGCCUGUAAUUUUAAUCAUAGGUACACGUCAACUAUGACAGACAAAUUGAGAAUUUUUUUCCAGAAAAUCACAUUGUAGGAUUUUUUAUGAAUUUAUUUGCAAAUUAUGGUGGAAAAUAAGUAUUUGGUCAACUACAAACAAGCAAAAUGUCUGGCUCUCACAGACCUGUAACAACUUCUUUAAGAGGCUCCUCUGUCCUCCACUCGUUACCUGUAUUAAUGGCACCUGUUUGAACUUGUUAUCAGUAUAAAAGACACCUGUCCACAACCUCAAACAGUCACACUCCAAACUCCACUAUGGCCAAGACCAAAGAGCUGUCAAAGGACACCAGAAACAAAAUUGUAGACCUGCACCAGGCUGGGAAGACUGAAUCUGCAAUAGGUAAGCAGCUUGGUUUGAAGAAAUCAACUGUGGGAGCAAUUAUUAGGAAAUGGAAGACAAACAAGACCACUGAUAAUCUCCCUCGAUCUGGGGCUCCACGCAAGAUCUCACCCCGUGGGCUCAAAAUGAUCACAAGAAUGGUGAGCAAAAAUCCCAGAACCACACGGGGGGACCUAGUGAAUGACCUGAAGAGAGCUGGGACCAAAGUAACAAAGCCUACCAUCAGUAACACACUACGCCGCCAGGGACUCAAAUCCUGCAGUGCCAGACGUGUCCCCCUGCUUAAGCCAGUACAUGUCCAGGCCCGUCUGAAGUUUGCUAGAAUGCAUUUGGAUGAUCCAGAAGAGGAUUGGGAGAAUGUCAUAUGGUCAGAUGAAACCAAAAUAGAACUUUUUGGUAAAAACUCAACUCGUCGUGUUUGGAGGACAAAGAAUGCUGAGUUGCAUCCAAAGAACACCAUACCUACUGUGAAGCAUGGGGGUGGAAACAUCAUGCUUUGGGGCUGUUUUUCUGCAAAGGGACCAGGACGACUGAUCCGUGUAAAGGAAAGAAUGAAUGGGGCCAUGUAUCGUGAGAUUUUGAGUGAAAACCUCCUUCCAUCAGCAAGGGCAUUGAAGAUGAAACGUGGCUGGGUCUUUCAGCAUGACAAUGAUCCCAAACACACCGUCCGGGCAACGAAGGAGUGGCUUCGUAAGAAGCAUUUCAAGGUCCUGGAGUGGCCUAGCCAGUCUCCAGAUCUCAACCCCAUAGAAAAUCUUUGGAGGGAGUUGAAAGUCCGUGUUUCCCAGCGACAGCCCCAAAACAUCACUGCUCUAGAGGAGAUCUGCAUGGAGGAAUGGGCCAAAAUACCAGCAACAGUGUGUGAAAACCUUGUGAAGACUUACAGAAAACGUUUGACCUGUGUCAUUGCCAACAAAGGGUAUAUAACAAAGUAUUGAGAAACUUUUGUUAUUGACCAAAUACUUAUUUUCCACCAUAAUUUGCAAAUAAAUUCAUUAAAAAUCCUACAAUGUGAUUUUCUGGAUUUUUUUCUUCUAGUUGAUGUGAUGACUAUGAUGAAAAUUACAGGACUCUCUCAUCUUUUUAAGUGGGAGAACUUGCACAAUUGGUGGCUGACUAAAUAAUUUUUUCCCCCACUGUAUGUAUAUAUAUAUAUAUAUAUAUAUAUAUAUAUAUAUAUAUAUAUAUAUAUAUAUAUAUAAAAUAAAUAGUAUGCACUAACUGUAAGUUGCUCUGGAUAAGAGCGUCUGCUAAAUGACUAAAAUGUUAAAAUGUAAAAUGAGACUCCCCAAACAUAUGGAAGAAGGUAUUCUGGUCAGAUGAGACUAAAAUUGAGCUUUUUGGCCAUCAAGGAAAACGUUAUGUCUGGUGCAAACCCAACACCUCUCAUAACCCCGAGAACACCAUCCUCACAGUGAAGCAUGGUGGUGGCAGCAUCAUGCUGUUGGGAUGUUUUUCUUUUAGCAGACGCUCUUAUCCAGAACGAAUUACAGGAGAAAUUAGGGUUAAGUGCCUUGCUCAAGGGCACAUCGACAGAUUUUUCACCUAGUCAGCUCGGGGAUUAGAACCAGUGACCUUUCGGUUACUGGCACAACGCUCUUAACCACUAAGCUACCUGCCGCCCUGAAUUGAAGGAAUGAUGGAUGGCGCUAAAUACAGGUACAUUCUUGAGGGAAACCUCUUUCAGUCUUGCAGAGAUUUGAGACUGGGACGGAGGUUCACCUUCCAGCAGGACAAUGACCCUAAGCAUACUGCUAAAGCAACACUCAAGUGGUUUAAGGGGAAACAUUUAAAUGUAUUGGAAUGGCCUAGUCAAAGCCCAGACCUCAAUCCAUUUGAGAAUCUGUGGUAUGACUUAAAGAUUGCUGUACACCAGCGGAACCCAUCCAACUUGAUGGAGCUGGAGCAGUUUUGCCUUGAAGAAUGGGCAAAAAUCCCAGUGGCUAGAUGUGCCAAAGGCAAAAGGUGGCUCUACAAAGUAUUGACUUUGGGGAGGUGAAUAGUUAUGCAUGCUCAAGUUUUCAGUUUUUUGGUAUUAUUUCUUGUUUGUUUCACAAUAACAAAUAUUUUGCAUCUUCAAAGUGGUAGGCAUGUUUUGUAAAUCAAAUGAUACAAACCCCCAAAAAAUCUAUUUUAAUUCCAGGUUGUAAGGCAACAAAAUAGGAAAAAUGCCAAGGGGGGUGAAUACUUUCGCAAGCCACUGUAGUUGAAGACAUUUGAGAUGACAAGCAUGCAAUCUGUAUCCACAAUGGCACAGUAACAAAGGACUUCUAGCUACUUCUUGGUUAGGGUUUGAUGGAUAAGCAAACUGACGACAGGUGAAUACAUGUCUAUCAUUCUAUCAUCAACACAAAAGAACAGAUUAACCAAAAAUCUCUCCACUCUAUGUUCAGAUAAAAUCAUGUUUCAGUCACUAUCCACUUUUAUCACUUUGUGAGAACUGUGAGAUUAGGGUUGUUUCAUACCCACUGUGGGGCCUCAUUUGCAGCACCUCAGAUUAUCAUAUGUAAAGAUGAGGGAUUGUCAGAGGAAGCACAGAGGGAUGUGAGGGCUCUCUGUCUCUUUCUCUUUCUGCUGCUCUGCUUGCCAUAUCUUACGGAUGUAUAUUUGAAUAUGCAAAUGAUCCGGCAAGCACAGGAGCAGGUGUGCCACAGCAAGGACAGAAUCAGGUCAGCAUGGAAGCCACUGAUCGCGGUGCGAGGCAGUGCGAGGCAGUGCGAGGCACAGACAUGCCUCGCAUGCAAGUCAAAUUGGUGUAGAACACGGCCCGAGAGGUCGCCGCACACGUUUCUGAACGCUCAGUGGCUGAUCGGCCCACUCCUCCCCCUGUGUGUGUGUGGGAAGAUCACCCUAUCAGUCAGUUAGAACAGGGGCCACAGCAGAGCAGAGCAACAAACCCCGCUCCUCUUCCAUCUCUGUCAGAGCUUAAAUGCUCUCGCUGUCCUAACAAAUGUUUUAGAAUAUUGUUGAUAAUGGAAAUUAACUGAGGUAUAGAGACACAAGGGAAGGAGUGAAGGCAGUGGCCGUAGUAGUUGUUUUUAUUGCAAUCCUACAACUGGAGAACAUGAGGCUAUUUCAAGUGUAGUUCUAGAAGCAAAAUAAUUGUUGUGGAGAAUGUGGUUAAGUUGCCAUAAAAGCAAAGAGCCAGAAUUGCCAAUUGUCCUUGUUUUGAAAGCCUUUACCAGGGCAUAACAUCUGACCAAAUCUGCUCUGUCAGUACAUGAUUUGGUUGCAUUUAGCUUAAAUUAUGCAGAGGAAAAAACGACCUGAUCAGUGUUUUUAUUGAAAUUCAAGUCUGUUUUGUCUUAAUUAUUUAUAUUUAGUUUAGUUUGUGUGUGUCUAGUGAUUGGAUAUUAUAUAUAAAUAGUGAUCUGACUAUCUCUUCCUCUGGCCCUUGCAGAUGGAACCCCUCGCGUGGAUGUGCUCGGACCUAUAUGGAUGGUGCUGGCCCUGGUCCUCACAGUGACUGUGGAACUG